Ziziphus jujuba (common jujube) is the source of this 2626-nucleotide messenger RNA. RefSeq names its product proline-rich receptor-like protein kinase PERK1. Gene Ontology annotation, molecular function: protein kinase activity; ATP binding. Gene Ontology annotation, biological process: protein phosphorylation. The record is from RefSeq and is a predicted model, not a curated record. The coding region runs from base 300 to 2312 and encodes 670 amino acids. Lineage: Eukaryota; Viridiplantae; Streptophyta; Magnoliopsida; Rosales; Rhamnaceae. The transcript has 8 exons.
UUCCUUCAAACCAACCCAACCAAAACUAAAAAAACCAAAAAAAAGACGAAAAAGAACGCUCUCUUGCACUUGUCUACUCUCUCUCUCUCUCUCUCUCUCUCUCUCUCUCUCUCUCUGUCCUUCCCAAACACGCCCUCACUCUCUCUAUCUGUCUCUUAAAACUGAAAGGCUAAAGACACACAAACAACUUCUGAUAGAGAGAGAUACAGGGAGAUUGGGAAGCCAAGCCAUUGUUUGGCUGGUUGAUUCAAAAUCUGUCAUUUAUUAUUUUUUCUAAAUAAUUUCUUCUUAUUAUUACUAUGUCCACUCCGACUCCGGGAGCUUCUCCGGCUCCCACUUCUCCGCCGGGGACCAACUCUACCUCUCCACCGCCGCCUACCCCCACCACGGCUCCACCACCCACCACGCCCUCGUCACCACCGCCUGCCACCCCCUCACCACCUCCGACCACCCCUUCCCCUCCACCGGCCACCCCUUCCCCGCCACCCACCACUCCCUCUCCCCCUGGGCCUGUGACCCCAACUCCUUCGCCUCCCGGUGAGAGUCCGCCUCCUACUUCCUCGGCUUCGCCGCCACCGCCGUCGACGCCAACGACGCCAAAUACGCCUACGACGCCCAGCACUCCAGGGUCGUCCCCGAGUCCACCUAGCCGUCCGAACACGCCGGCGACUCCAAGUCAUAGCCCGCCACCGCCGCCUUCAAGCGGGAAGAAUGCUUCGCCGCCAGGAGGGUCGGGGCUGUCAACGGGUGUUGUUGUUGGAAUAGCAGUAGGUGCAGUGGCAAUUUUGGUGGUACUGAGUUUAUUAUGUCUAUGCUGCACCAAGAAGAAGAGGAGAAGACGCGACGAGGAACACUACUAUGUCCCUCCGCCACCUCCUGGGCCUAAAGAUGACAAUUAUGGUGGCCCACCACGACAUUGGCAACAUAAUGCACCUCCACCUUCCGAUCAAGUUGUGACUAUGAUGCCAAAGCCGUCUCCUCCACCAGCAGUUGCAUCACGACCACCUCAUUCUCCAGGAUAUAGUCCUAAACCGCCGCCACCACUGCCAACUUUCACAAGUAGUAGUGCAGGCUCUGGCUCCAACUAUUCAGGAUCUGACAAUCCACUUCCACCACCACCUCCUCCACCAGGCUAUGCUUUGGGUUUCUCUAAGAGCACAUUUUCAUAUGAGGAGUUGGCAUUGGCAACAGAUGGCUUCUCAGAUGCUAAUCUGCUCGGACAAGGUGGAUUUGGGUAUGUGCACAAAGGAGUCCUUCCAAAUGGGAAGGAGGUAGCAGUGAAACAUCUGAAAGCUGGAAGCGGUCAAGGGGAGCGUGAAUUCCAGGCAGAAGUGGAGAUAAUUAGCAGAGUUCAUCACAAGCAUCUAGUUUCACUUGUUGGAUAUUGCAUGGCGGGAGCCCAGAGAAUGCUUGUUUAUGAAUUUGUUCCAAAUAAUACGUUGGAGUUCCACCUGCAUGGAAAAGGGCGACCAACCAUGGACUGGUCUACCAGACUGAAAAUUGCUUUAGGAUCUGCAAAAGGACUUGCAUAUCUGCACGAGGAUUGUCAUCCUAAAAUCAUUCAUCGUGAUAUCAAAGCAGCUAAUAUUCUUUUGGAUUUCAAGUUUGAAGCAAAGGUGGCGGAUUUUGGACUUGCAAAGUUUUCUUCUGACUUCAAUACCCAUGUCUCCACCCGGGUGAUGGGAACAUUUGGGUAUUUGGCUCCAGAAUAUGCUUCAAGUGGGAAACUCACAGAAAAAUCAGAUGUUUUCUCCUUUGGAGUCAUGCUGUUGGAGUUGAUUACUGGACGCCGACCUGUUGAUGCUUCCCACACUUUUAUGGAGGAUAGUUUGGUAGACUGGGCAAGGCCUUUGCUUAAUCGUGCUUUGGAAGACAGAAACUUUGAUGCUUUGGUUGAUCCUAAGCUGCAAAACAAUUAUGACCCCAAUGAAAUGGCUCGCAUGGUCGCUUGUGCUGCAGCUUGUGUGCGUCAUUCUGCGCGGCGUCGACCACGUACAAGCCAGAUUGUCCGUGCAUUGGAGGGAGAUGUAUCUCUUUCUGAUCUUAACGAAGGAAUCAGGCCGGGACAGAGCAACCUGUACAGUUCGUAUGGAAGCUCAGACUACGAUACUAGCCAAUACAACGAGGACAUGAAAAAAUUCAGGAAGAUGGCAUUAGGAAGCCAAGAAUACGGUGCCAGCAGCGAGUACAGUGGACCGACCAGUGAAUACGGUCUAUACCCAUCUGGCUCAAGUAGCGAAGGCCAGACCACUCGAGAAAUGGAAAUGGGAAAGCCGAAGAAAAACAGUCAAGGUUUCAGCGGUACCUCUUAACACACAGCUAAUGGCCAACUUAUCUGUAAAAAGUUUCCAUUCAUACAUUCUAUUCCAAGUCACAUUGAUUGCAAAAGUUUCAUAUUUUGCAUGAGUUAACUUAAAUAUUUUAUUUUUUUCUUCUUUUUCUUUUUGGGUAUUGGAAUUAUCGGUUUUUAUUUUUUUGGGGUUUUACAUUGUAUCUAUUAGUGCCUUAUACAAUACUGGUUCACAAGGAAAGCUUGUUCCAUUCUUUUUCAUGUGCUGCUUCAAUGACUUUUUUCCCCUUCUUGUUUAUAAAUCCAUUGGUGGCUUCUUCUGUUUUAUUAUUGUUA